AUGUUAUGGGUUGCGAAAUCACGCGCGUGUUGUGAAGCGAAGUGCAUAUCCAAGAGAGGGCCUCUUCUGCAAAAAGUCUUUUGUCACAUGUUGUCAUAAAUUUGUCGGGACUACUUAGUAAUCGGGGUCAACCACUAUGCCUACUGUGUAAUCUACAUUUUACUGACGAGGGAACCGCGUGAUCUUAUCUUCUCAAAACAUUUUUUUUUUCGAUAUCUAUAUUUCGAUAUUUAUGUACUAGAGGCAAAGACACAGUUUCUUGAAUGCUACACCUUCUAACUUUUGAAACAAAGGGAAACGGAUUCGAUGUCAUUUUGGACGGUUUGGGAUUUUAGCCCGGGUUACAAAGACUAGUUUUUCAGGUUUGACAGAAAAGCAGCCAUUGGCAUAGACGAAGAUGGAUCUUUAGUGUGAAUGAAAAGGGCAGCCCUCGGUGAAAACAUAGUUGGAAAGUACGGCAGCUCUCGCCUCUAAAGGUUAAGAACGCACUUUUCGCUUAAUCUUCAACGAAACCAGCGCAAGCUGUUUUUUCUUCUUUUUUUUCUGUCAAAGAUGCUGAGAUAUAAUGAUAAGCACUUCUAGAAAUACCAAAUGAUUGAUAUCUACUUGGUGAAAGCACAAGAGCGACAUUGACUUUAAGAAAUGAAGCUACUUAUGGUGAUCUCCCUGCUGUAUGCCAUCAACCCCAGCACUAUGGUAACAGCAUCAGACAUGAGUUUGCAGUCCUUCUGUCCGACUUCUAUCCACUCCAUGGGCUCGAAAAUCACCAAGGAAAACUUUGUGCUUAACGGGCACGUGAGCAAAACCUUUGAGGCUCAAAGCCUGGUCAGUUGUAGCCAGCGGUGUCUUCAAAAAGACUGGUGUAUUUCUGUAAACUUUGGCGUGUCUCUUGCCGAGCGAGGAGACUGCCAAUUGAACGCUAAGGGGGUGGAGAACGAGAUAUCGGAUGACCUAGCUACGAGAGAAGGCUGGCUGUACGUGCAGCUGAGGUCUCCUCAGUUCACAACCCUCGUAAAUGCUUGUGCAUCUAAUAAAUGCGUCCAUGGAGGCACUUGUGAGUUUGAUUGCUCGACAUUAACAUCCCGAUGCCGAUGCGUCGCAGGUUAUACUGGAGAGCACUGUGAAGUUAACGUUGAUGACUGCGCAAGCAGCCCAUGCACCAACAACGGAACGUGUGUUGAUGGAAUCAACUCUUUCGCAUGCACAUGUCCGUUGGGAUUUACUGGAACAAGAUGUGAAACAGAAAUUAAAGAAUGCACCAGCGCUCCAUGUCAAAACGGCGGAAGCUGCGUUGAUAGAAGAGAUGGAUACACGUGCACUUGCGAAGCAGGAUACAACGGAAUAAACUGCGAAAUAGAAAUAAACGAAUGUGACAGCGGUCCAUGUAAUAACGGAGGAACAUGCACCGAUAGAGUAAAUGGCUAUGAAUGUGUGUGCAAUGCAGGGUACACCGGGACACGAUGCGAAAUAGAUAUUGACGAAUGCACAAGCAGCCCAUGCGUGAACGGUGGAACCUGCACAGAUGCAGUCAAUAACUAUACGUGCGCCUGUCUUCCAGGAUUUACUGGUCAAAGAUGCGAAAUAGAUAUCGAUGAAUGCGCAAGUAAUCCUUGUAUAAAUGGCGGUACUUGUACUGACAUGGUGAAUGGAUACAACUGCACCUGCCCGCCUGGGUACAACGGAACAACGUGCGAAAUCGACAUCAAUGAAUGCGCUAGCAAUCCUUGUUUGAACGGUGGUACUUGUAAUGACUUGGUGAACGGAUAUAACUGCAACUGCCCGCCUGGAUACAAUGGUACAACAUGCGAAAUUGAUAUCAAUGAAUGCGCCAGCAAUCCAUGUGUAAAUGGGGGCACCUGUGCGGACUUGGUGAACGGAUUUAACUGCACGUGCCCGCCUGGGUACAAAGGAACAAAAUGCGAAAUCGAUAUCAACGAGUGUGAAAGCAAUCCGUGUGCCAAUGGCGGGACUUGUGCAGACCAAGUCAACUCGUUCUCGUGUACCUGCGUAUCGGGAUAUAUAGGCCUCAAGUGCGAGACAGAUAUUAAUGAAUGCGCCAGCAAUCCAUGUGUCAAUGGGGGCACCUGUACGGACUUAGUGAACGGAUUUCACUGCACGUGCCCGCCUGGGUACAACGGAACAAAAUGCGAAAUUGAUAUCAACGAGUGUGAUAGCAACCCGUGUGCCAAUGGCGGGACUUGUGCAGACCAAGUCAACUCGUUCUCGUGUACCUGCGUAUCGGGAUAUACAGGCCUCCAGUGCAAGACAGACAUCAAUGAAUGCGCUAGCAAUCCUUGUUUGAAUGGUGGUACUUGUAAUGACUUGGUGAAUGGAUAUAACUGCAAAUGCCAGCCUGGAUACAAUGGUACAACAUGCGAAAUUGAUAUCAAUGAAUGCGCCAGCAAUCAGUGUGUAAAUGGGGGGACAUGUACGGACUUGGUGAACGGAUUUAACUGCACGUGCCCGCCUGGGUACAACGGAACAAAAUGCGAAAUCAAUAUCAACGAGUGUGAAAACAACCCCUGUGUCAAUGGCGGGACUUGUGCAGACCAAGUCAACUCGUUCUCGUGUACCUGCGUAUCGGGAUAUACAGGCCUCAAGUGCGAGACAGAUAUUAAUGAAUGCGCCAGCAAUCCAUGUGUCAAUGGGGGCACCUGUACGGACUUAGUGAACGGAUUUCACUGCACGUGCCCGCCUGGGUACAACGGAACAAAAUGCGAAAUUGAUAUCAACGAGUGUGAAAGCAACCCGUGUGCCAAUGGCGGGACAUGUGCAGACCAAGUCAACUCGUUCUCGUGUACCUGCGUAUUGGGAUAUACAGGCCUCAAGUGCGAGACAGACAUUGAUGAAUGUGCCAGUAAUCCUUGUAUAAAUGGCGGCACUUGUACGGAGCUAGUGAACGGAUUCAAGUGCACGUGUGUUCCUGGGUACAAUGGAACGAGAUGUGAGAUCGACAUAGACGAGUGCAGCAGCAACCCUUGCCUUAAUGGUGCAACAUGUUCGGACUUACUCAACAACUACACAUGUACCUGCGCUUCAGGAUUCCAAGGAGAACGAUGUGAACAAAAUAUUGAUGAUUGCGUUCCGGGAGUUUGUCUCAAUGGUGGUACUUGCAUCGAUGGUGUCAACAGUUACACAUGCUCAUGCGUAACAGGAUUUAUUGGACCCUCAUGUAAAACAGAGACUUCUUGUCAACUUGCGUUUUAUGGGCGGAGCACAAGUAACUUUGCGGCAGUGACGAUGCCUUUGAUUAAAUUUGAAGAGUUCACUAUCUGUGCGUGGUACUCGCUCGCUCAGGAAUGGCAAGAGAACGUCAUCAUGUCCUACGUGACAAGCAACAACAGAUCACAGAUACAGGUUGCUAUAAGAAAAGAUGGAAAACUUGAACUGAUGGUUAAUUGGAACACUGUUACUGUUCCUGUGAGCGCCAAUUUUCUCAGCAUCAUUGGCUGGCACUUCUUGUGCGUACAGUGGAAGACUGAUGGAAAGGCCACUGUCUAUGGCGAUAAGACGAGCUUUGGCGAUGAUACAUUUGAUAAGCUCAAGAACCUGGGCAUCGUCGGUGGUGGUAAAGUCGUCCUUGGCGCGUCUCAAAGAUGCCUGGAGGGAUGUUUCGAUGAUCGUUUAACAUUCCAUGGAAAUGUUUCUCAAGUAAACAUCUGGAACAGCAAGCUCAGUAGUGGUGACAUUGAGCUUGUUUUUGUGGGGAGCUGUCUAAGCUAUGGAGCAGUUGAUAGUCCUGUCCUUGGCUGGAAGACAAUACAAGCGAGCCCUUUGAAUGGUGCAGUUGGUGGAGUUUGUCCGGUCAGUUGCCCAUUUGGACCAACGGGAGCCCUCUCCUGCGAGUUUCUAUUUCCGGAUGCAAGCAUUUCUGAAUUUCCUACUGUUACCAUGGCGACUUCGCUGACCGAGUUUACCAUCUGCUCGUGGUACUCAAUAGCGGACAAGUGGUCGGACAGGACUAUUGUGUCCUACAUCACCGGCGACAACAGCAGCGAGCUGGAGGUUACCAUCAGGAAGGAUGGGAGAGUCGCACUAACAAUCAACUGGAAGACAGUCAUCGUCCCGAGUCAAGGCUACUUUCUCCCACUUUCAGGAUGGCAUCACUUCUGUCUCAACUGGGGAAGCGACGGGAAAGUCGCAGUUGUCAGCGAAAACGUUGAUUUUGGCGAUGACACGUUCGACGCUCUGAAAAGCCUCUCAAUUACAGGAGGCGGCAAGCUCAUGCUUGGCGUGGCCCAAAGAUGCUAUGGCGGCUGUUUUCAAGAAUCUUCUAAGUUUCUUGGAAACCUGACGCAGCUGAAUAUGUGGAGCGGUAGGCUCAGUACUGGCGAUUGUGAAAAAGUAUUUGUGGGAGGAUGUAAAACCUUCGGUGACGUAACUCUCCCAUCAGCUGUUGAUUGGAGGAGUAUUCAAGCUCAGCCAAUCAGCGGACCUGUCUCUACCACGUGCCCUGCCAAGUGCCAACCCAGCUCAGUUCAAGAAAUGUCACAUGAAUACGUAUUCCCUGACCGUAGCACGUCAAACUUUGCUACCAUUGGAUUGGCCACCAGUUUUAUGGAGUUCACCAUUUGUGCCUGGUAUUCGCUGGGAAGUUAUGGCAGCAAUAACGUCAUAAUGUCUUACGUUACCCAUGACAACAGCAGUCAGUUCCAGAUAGUCGUAAAGUCCAAUGGAAAGAUGGAAGUCAUGAUAAACUGGAAAAGCGCCGUUGUUCCCCCUAUCCAAACUCUGCCACUGUCCGGCUGGCAUCACUUCUGUCUGGUUUGGGGGGCAAGCGAUGGCAAGCUGGAGCUGUUCAGCGACAGAGCAAGUAUUGGAUCACAGACCUUUGCCAGCCUGGAGAGUGUCACCAUCCAUGGCGGAGGACGGCUUGUGAUUGGUCAAGCUCAGCGCUGUAUGGGCGGGUGCUUUAAUGGUGCACUGACAUACCACGGCAACCUGACACAGGUCAACUUAUGGAACUUCAAAUUUGGAAGUUCGAAGAAUGCGCAGCUGUACGAUGCGACCUGUAAGAGCUUCGGGGAUGUUCGUGACCCUAUCGCCUUAUACUGGGGGAGCAUACUUGCCGAGCCAAUCAGCGGGAGCGCGUACAAGAACUCACCGGCCUCCUGCUGAACUUUGUUUCUUACUUGACUAUUAUACAUUUUCAAAUGAAAUUCAUAGUGUCCUUUUAAUAUCAGUAGAAAAGGUGAUUGGAUAGUAAUGUUACUUUGAUACUUGAGACUACUCCCUUAUAAAAAAAAGGGAAUUUAGGAGUUACGAGAGCGGAGAUACAACAUGGCCGAGUAGGCAGCCGACAUACUCAUGUCUGAUGGCUUAUGUCUGAUGGCUCAUGUCUGAUGGCUCCUUAAGAGUUCAGGCUCGCGAGAUUCUACCGCAUUACCACUAUCCAUAAGACCCGUCAGAGUUCGAGUUAGCGGGGUUCUAUUGUAUCACCACUAUCCAUAAGACCCGUCAGAGUUCGAGUGAGCGGGGUUCUAUUGUAUCACCACUAUCCAUAAGACACGUCAGAGUUCGAGUUAGCGGGGUUCUAUUGUAUCACCACUAUCCAUAAGACCCGUCAGAGUUCGAGUUAGCGGGGUUCUACUGUAAUACCACUAUCCAUAAGACCCGUGAGAAUUCGAGUUAGCGGGGUUCUACUGUAUUACCACUGUCCAUUAGACCCGUCAGAGUUCGAGUUAGCGGGGUUCUACUUUUUAUUAACUAUCUUUAUUUACUUACUUAUUUAUUCACUAUACUUUCAUUAACAUAUUUUGUAACAGAACUUUUAAUCAACAGUAAAAUUAUACAUCUAAUAACAAGGUAAUGUUUCAAUAUAUGUCAAUAAAAAAAGGACAACUUUAAUUUUUUAAUGUUGUAACCAAAAGCUAAUGAGGCUUGUAUUCUGCCAAAAUGAAUAAACCUUCUCCUUAAUAAGAUAA
This is a messenger RNA of Nematostella vectensis (starlet sea anemone), 5924 nucleotides long. Its product is annotated as neurogenic locus Notch protein. The transcript is spliced from 29 exons. NCBI's taxonomy places the organism in Eukaryota, Metazoa, Cnidaria, Anthozoa, Actiniaria, Edwardsiidae. The record is from RefSeq and is a predicted model, not a curated record. Gene Ontology annotation, molecular function: calcium ion binding; Notch binding. Gene Ontology annotation, biological process: Notch signaling pathway. The coding region runs from base 643 to 5118 and encodes 1491 amino acids.